AAAGCGAUCCCAUUUCCAUUCCUCUUGCCUGCCUCCAAGACAAACAGUUUCCUUGCUCACUGUCUCUCUCUUUCACCACCUCUAUAUACAAGCAAACAGUUUUUAAGACGAGGCUUUCUUUUAAUUCUGAAGCUUGUUGUGCCUUGGAGCUAUUGGACGUCUCUACAAAUACGUUGGGCGCCAUGGACGGCGACUUGAAUAAGCUGAGGGUUCGGUUUUCUGGAGUAGGAAAGGGAUUUAACGGUGGUAGCCAGACUUCAGCAAUACCACAGCAAGAGAGCACAGCUCUUGGAAGAGUGGCAAUGAGCAGCAAUGGGGAAUAUGACCCUGCAUUCGCAGCCACAAUUGCAGCAGCAGCAUAUGCAAUUGCUGCACGAGAAGAGAAGCUCGCAACUCAGAAGAGGCCUGUACCCAUCGAAGUGGUGCCACCAGCCCUGUCGCCAGUCAAGAGAGCAGAAAGCAUGAAAAAGCCUGCAGGAGGCAGCAAAAUCUCAAGCUGGUUUAGUGGCAAAGGGCCUGUAGAAGAUGACGACAACGGACCAGUCAAUGUAUCAGCAAGGAGGCCACUGAAACCAGCACCGGGGAAGCCUGAAGACACAGCUUCAGAUUAUAAGGUGCCACCAAAGAUGCUUGAAUCUUCUCUGAGUGUAAAGAAGGGUUCAGGAUCCUCCAACAAAACAGCAGACAAGAAAGGGAGCAAGAAGUUUGAACAAGAACAGGCGAUUCAGAAGCCGCCAUCGACUGUCAGGCCAACGACAUCAUAUCAUUCUAGAGGGAAUGAAGAAGGCACAGUCGGAGUGACUGCUAUUGGCGGCAUGGGAACCAAGGCCGAUGAAUGGGAGAAGGCAAAGCUAGCGAGAGUUAGGGAGGAGUAUGAAAAGAUGAUGGAGACCAUAGCUGAAUGGGAGACUGAGAAGAAGGUGAAGGCGAGACGCCAAAAAGAACAGAAAGAGGCUGAGUUAGACAGGAAGAGAGCAAAGGCACUGGAAGAAUACAACCAGGAAAUAGCAAGGAUCAACAAAAUUUGUGGAGGAGCAAAGUCGAUGGCAGAUGAAAGGAAAUAUAAUGAUGAGAGGAAGAUCAGAGAGAAGGCGAACAAGAUACGGUCAGCAGGAAAGCUCCCCCGCUCAUGUGCUUGCUUUUGAGAACAAUUCUACACUAUGAAAUUUGGAAUGAAAUGAAGCAAGUGACUUGAAGGUUGUACAAGCCACAAAACAGCCAUGUAUUGUAUGGAUUGUAACAUGUAUUUGGCUUGAUGAC
Molecule: messenger RNA, 1260 nt
Organism: Phragmites australis (common reed)
Lineage: Eukaryota; Viridiplantae; Streptophyta; Magnoliopsida; Poales; Poaceae
Exons: 6
Coding region: 183-1145 (320 amino acids)
Source: RefSeq, a predicted model, not a curated record